This is a messenger RNA of Astyanax mexicanus (Mexican tetra), 1727 nucleotides long. RefSeq names its product cytochrome P450 2K1. The record is from RefSeq and is a predicted model, not a curated record. The coding region runs from base 125 to 1636 and encodes 503 amino acids. Gene Ontology annotation, biological process: xenobiotic metabolic process. Gene Ontology annotation, cellular component: intracellular membrane-bounded organelle; cytoplasm. The transcript has 9 exons. Lineage: Eukaryota; Metazoa; Chordata; Actinopteri; Characiformes; Acestrorhamphidae. Gene Ontology annotation, molecular function: iron ion binding; heme binding; oxidoreductase activity, acting on paired donors, with incorporation or reduction of molecular oxygen, reduced flavin or flavoprotein as one donor, and incorporation of one atom of oxygen.
UAUACCCAAUAAAAUAAGAGCAGCUUUAUUCUCCUUGCUGGAUCUAAUAGAGUUAAACUGGAGCUGCUGAGCACCAGAACCGGAUCAUUGAGCUGAGUUCUGCUUCUGGUUCUACAGUAUAAUAAUGGCUUUAGUGGAAGGUCUCCUCCUGCAGGCCACCAGUACGGGUCUGUUACUGGGAGCUCUGGUUCUGCUGCUGGUUUAUUAUCUGUCCUCCAGCUUCAGCUUUAAGGAAGAGGAUAAUGAGCCUCCAGGACCCAAACCGCUGCCCCUCCUGGGGAACCUGCUCCAACUGGACCUGAAACAACCCCACGAGUCCCUCUGUGAGCUCGCCAAGACGUACGGAUCUGUGUUUAAAGUGUAUUUCGGCCCCAAGAAGGUGGUGGUUUUAGCGGGAUAUAAAACAGUAAAGCAGGCGCUGGUUAAUCACGCUGAAGAGUUCGGAGAACGAGAGGUUUCACCAAUGUUCAAGAAGUAUAAUGAAGAACACGGUAUCUUGUUUUCUAAUGGAGAAAACUGGAGGGAAAUGAGGCGCUUUGCUCUCUCCAACCUCCGAGACUUCGGAAUGGGGAAGAGAGGGAGUGAGGAGAAGAUUAUUGAAGAAAUUCAAUACCUUAAAGAAGUGUUCGAAAGCUUUGGAGGUAAAGCGUUUGAUACGACUCAGCCGGUGAACAACGCCGUCUCCAACAUCAUCUCCUCCAUCGUUUACGGAAGCAGAUUUGAGUACAGUGAUCCUCAGUUCAAAGAAAUGGUUAACCGAGCCAAUGAGAACGUCAGGAUUGGUGGAUCUGCUUCCGUCCUGGUGUAUAACAUGUUCCCGUGGACGGGUCGGUUCCUGAGGAGUGUACAGAAGCUGUUUGUGAAUAAUGAGAAGAACCGGGUGCAGAUUCGGGAGCUGGUGAAAGGUCUGCAGGAGACGCUGAAUACGGAAGAGAGAAGAGGAUUCGUCGACUCCUUUCUCCUCCGCAAGCAGAUCGAUGAGUCCAAUGAGAAAGCCUCUUACUUCAAUGAGAAAAAUCUGAUAGUCACAGUGGGAAAUCUCUUUGUCGCUGGAACCGACACCAGUGGAACCACCCUGCGCUGGGGUCUGCUGCUCAUGGCAAAGAACCCUCAUAUACAGGAUCGAGUUCAUGAGGAGAUCGAUCGGGUGAUCGGAGGACGGCAGGUCGUGGUGGAGGACAGGAAGAACCUGCCGUACACAGACGCCGUGAUCCACGAAAUCCAGAGAUGUGCCAACAUAGUACCCAUGAGUCUCCCUCAUGUCACCAGCUGUGAUGUUCACUUUAACGGAUUCUUCAUCAAGAAGGGUACAACAGUGUAUCCUCUCUUGACGUCUGUACUGAGGGAUGAGAGCGAGUGGGAGAGCCCCCGAACCUUCAACCCAGAUCACUUUCUGGAUAAACAGGGACAAUUUCUUAAAAAAGACGCUUUCAUGCCAUUUUCUGCAGGGCGCAGGGUGUGUUUGGGGGAGAGUCUGGCGAGGAUGGAGCUCUUCCUCUUCUUCACCUCCCUCCUCCAACACUUCCGCUUCACUCCUCCACCAGGCCUGACAGAGGAUCAGCUGGACCUCACUCCAGUGAUCGGCAUCACUCUGAACCCUUCACCUCACAAACUGUGUGCAGUAAAACGAUCCUGAUCCUGGAAAUUAACAAUAAAUUAGAAAUAAAACUGAAAUCUAAACUCACAGAACAAACCAGACAAACUAAUAAAUGCAUCUUUUUAGUUUA